AUGGCUCAUCUCGAAGCCCGCAACCAUCUUUCUCCCGACUCCGGCUUCCCAAUCACGCUUCACCCCAGCUUCAACCCCAAGAUCAAGGCACACGUGCCCCCCGAGCCGGUCCGCUCACCAAUCUUCCCCGACAAGGACCGAGCCUCGUUCGCCGACCCGGACAAGAAGGCUCUCUUCUCCGUAGCCAGACGCGUCGACCUGACCGAAUCCAUCGGCACCGUGCUCGAGGGCGUCCAGCUGUCCCGGUUGACCGGACAGCAACUCGACGAGCUGGCCCUGCUGGUGGCGGAGCGGGGGGUCGUGUUUUUCAGAGACCAGGACCUCACUACUGAUCAGCAGGUCAGGCUGUUUGAACACUAUGGCGUGCUGGAUAGGCAUCCUGCCCAGAAGCAUGUGAUCAUCAAGGGGAGCCGCGAGGACCACCGCGAGAUCCUCGCAUAUACUCCGUGGCCAUCGGGCGACUUCCAUGCCGAUACUUCGUUUGAAAUCAAUCCGCCGUCGUACUCGUUGCUCAGGAUGGAAGAACACCCGGAUGUCGGGGGAGACACUGCUUGGGUAUCCACCUACGGCCUAUACGACGCUUUAAGCAAGGCAUUGCGCAGUUUUCUUGACGGCCUGCACGCCGUACACACUUCGAGAUUACAAUACGACACCAUCCUCGAUCUGUGGGGAGUCGGCCCCAACCGGCCUCCCAUAGACACCCAUCAUCCAGCAGUGCGGACGCAUCCUGUCACCGGCCUCAAGGCGCUGAAUGUCAAUCCGGGCUUUGUCACCGGGUUUGCCGAGCUCAAGAAGAAAGAAUCAGACAAACUGCUCGAAUUUCUCGAAUACCAUAUCCAUUCGGCUGAUGACCAUGCCGUGCGCUGGAAGUGGGCGGUAGGGAGUGUGGCUUUGUGGGACAAUCGAGCCACCAUCCAUCGCGUCAUCCCUGGAACGUACGAAGCCCCCAGGAAAGGCAUCCGGACGACGGUAUUUGGCGAAAAACCAUAUUUCGAUACUGCCAGCGAGAGCCGCAACGAGCGGGCAGAACGACUCAAAGCGGAAGCGGCAGCGGCUGCAAUCGCGGAAAAGACAGAGACUUCGACCUCCGACCACGACGCAGACACGAAUGCGAAUGCAGAUGUCUCGAAGAAACCUGAAACUGAAAAUGGUGGCGCCGAUGCCGAUGUUCCGGCCUAG
Messenger RNA from Capronia epimyces CBS 606.96, 1179 nucleotides. RefSeq lists its product as uncharacterized. Gene Ontology annotation, cellular component: cytoplasm. The record is from RefSeq and is a predicted model, not a curated record. NCBI's taxonomy places the organism in Eukaryota, Fungi, Ascomycota, Eurotiomycetes, Chaetothyriales, Herpotrichiellaceae. The transcript has 9 exons. Bases 1 to 1179 code for a protein of 392 amino acids. Gene Ontology annotation, molecular function: 2-oxoglutarate-dependent dioxygenase activity.